CGGCCGCCGGCGCGCCUCCGAUAGGUUUACGAACAUUCGGCGCAUCGUGUCGUCACAAGCCGAGGCUGGCCGACGCGAGCCGAACAAGCGCGACGAGCACGACGCCAUUGCUAAGUUGCGUUCUCUUGUGUAAAGUCGUGCGCCACGAAGGGUAGCGUCGUUUCCGAGUGUCCGUUUGAUCGUCGUUGUUUCGGGUUCUCGCACGAGCCACAAAAUGCCGGGUUUUAGCAGCGUUGGCACGUUUAAAAUUUUCAUCGGUAAUUUAGCCGACAAAACCUCAAAUGCUGACAUUAAGCCGCUGUUCGAGAAGUACGGAAAAGUCGUUGAGUGCGACGUGGUAAAGAAUUAUGGGUUCGUGCAUAUGGAGAACGAGGAGGCAGGGCGUAAUGCGAUACAGAAUCUGAACGGACAUAUGGUUCAUGGGCAACCAAUAAAGUGCGAGGCCGCGAAGAGUCGUAAGGGACCCAACACUCCCACGACUAAGAUCUUCGUUGGCAAUCUCACCGAUAACACGAAGGCGCCGCAAGUGCGAGAGCUCUUCGCCAAGUACGGCACAGUCGUCGAGUGUGACAUCGUGAGGAACUACGGAUUCGUUCAUCUGGAGGCGACCGGCGACGUCAAUGACGCCAUUAAGGAGCUAAACGGUCAAAUCGUCGAUGGACAGCCGAUGAAAGUCCAAAUAUCUACCAGCCGUGUACGACAGAGGCCAGGAAUGGGUGAUCCGGAACAAUGCUAUCGUUGCGGCCGAGGCGGUCACUGGUCGAAAGAGUGUCCCAAGGGUGGAAUGGGCGGUGGACCGGACAGGAAUGGAUACAGAGACCGAAUGUUUGGUCGCGACCCAUAUCCGCCGCCACCGCCACCGCCAUUCCUGAGGGACCGUCUCAUGGGUGGUGGCCGCUUUGGGGACUACGAAAGCUACUACGACAGAAGAGGCUUCGAGGACACCAGGGACCUCUACGAGAGGCGGUUUACGGGUAUGACAGGGCCCUGUGACAUGGGAACUUCCAUGUGCGGGCUAGACUUUCCACCAAUGACAAUGCCACCUCUACCACCAAGACGAGACCCAAUGCCUGCUAUGCCUCCUCUAGGUAUGGGAUCCAUGCGAGACACUGGCUUUUCCCGCGGAAACGAGUAUGGCAUGUUCAGCCGCCGAUCACCCCCUCCGAGUGGCAACAACGGCCGGUUCAGUAGAGGCAUGUACGAGGACUUCAGCCGAGAUUCGUUCGAGGAACGUAGAACAAUUGGCACUGCGGAUGAGGUGGUUGUGCACGAGCUAGCAUAUAGCGCGAAUAAGUCGCUUCAUCACGCAUACACGGACGUGGAAUAUUAAUUCUCUAUCUAUCUACCUACUUACCUACCUACCUACCUACCUACCUACCUACCUACCUACCUACCUACCUACCUACCUACCUACCUACCUACCUACCUACCUAUAUACAUAUACAUACACGUGUGAUACGUGAAAUGAGAGAACAGGAAUACGAGAAACGACCGGAUUUCGAUAAGCCUGUUCACAUGCACACGCUCUUUUACUCGCCUUACUAGUACGGGAGAUCCUGUCUUGUACGUCUGACCUCGCCGUUUUCGUGUGUGUUUUUUGCAACUUUUUAUUUUUUAAUAAACCUCAAGACACGUACGAACGAUA
Messenger RNA from Harpegnathos saltator (Jerdon's jumping ant), 1645 nucleotides. RefSeq names its product RNA-binding protein lark (gene lark). Bases 215 to 1330 code for a protein of 371 amino acids. The transcript is spliced from 6 exons. Gene Ontology annotation, molecular function: zinc ion binding; mRNA binding. The record is from RefSeq and is a predicted model, not a curated record. Lineage: Eukaryota; Metazoa; Arthropoda; Insecta; Hymenoptera; Formicidae. Gene Ontology annotation, cellular component: nucleus.